Camellia sinensis is the source of this 2192-nucleotide messenger RNA. The record is from RefSeq and is a predicted model, not a curated record. NCBI's taxonomy places the organism in Eukaryota, Viridiplantae, Streptophyta, Magnoliopsida, Ericales, Theaceae.
CCGCCACCGCCACCACCACCGCCACCGCACCACCAGUACUGUUAUGGUAACCGCAAACGCUUUUCAGAACCUUAGUCCCGGUUAAAGCAACAAUUUGCCUUCUCAUCUCAGUCAUUUCUUCUCUUUGAUAUGGAACCUCAUUAACCCUUCCAACUGGAGGAUUGACCUUGGCAUCAUCACCCAAAUUCGUAGCAUAAACCCUAUCUCGACCACCUCUACAAAAAACUCGUUGAGCCUAGAAGUCACAGCAAUAUGACACAAAACAGUGGACGACUUCUCAAUAGUCUUUGACAAAUUAACUAAUACAGCAAUAACACAAGUAUUACAACCUUUUGGUUUGAAGGCAACAAUUCUACCAAAGGCACAGAUAUUCCAGUCAAGAAACAGACCCACAUAGGAAUUCAACUUGAACAGUCCAGAAGGAAAUCAAUCAGCCAAAAAUUAAGCGUUUAUUCAAGAAUCAAAUUACGAUUUCAAGAAUCAAGAAUUUAGUAACCAAGAUUCAAGAAUCAACUGAUGUGGACAUACCAGAAUUCGAAUCAAGAAGAAAAUCCAAGUCUCAGAACUCGAGCAAGAAUCAAACCCUCUGCUUCGAAUCUCAACCACCAAGUCAGAUUGUAACUAUCCAGUAGGUUGCGAUCUCAAAACGCUUGAACCCAUUUGUGACUUUGAAUCAGGAGUUGCGUGAGAUAGCAACUUCGAAUCUCGUGAAGAACUCCAAAUCACAAAUCAACUUAGAUGCAAUCUGAAGGAUGAGAGUCACAACUGUGUCAAAGCUUCUGGAUCAAAGUUGGGCUUCGAACUCAAACACCCUGGUCGCAAGGCCAGUACAAACUUCAAAGCCGAGAUGUCCUGCGAAUUCAAUUCAAGAAACCAGAUUGCGUUGCAAGAAGUUCCAGAAAUUCCAAACUUAUGGGCUCUGUGAUUUCGAAAUCGCGAUUGCGAUUGAAACAGCAACUUUGAAUCGCGGUAUUUUCGCAAAUGGGUUCUUCAAAUCAGAAUGAUCUUCGCAGAUUCUGGGUUUUACAAACAAGAAUGUCGAAGACGAUCCAAGUGAACAGGAUCAAGAGAUCGAAGGUCAAGCUUUCAUGUUGCAAUCAAGAUUUGAACCCCAGGUUGAGUCGUGACUUUGGAAUUUAGGUCAGAUUGCUACUUCGACUCAGGGCAGUACAUGGGCAAAGCAACUUGUUCAUUUCUAUGGAUGAUGAAGCCUCAUACAGUCAAGGAGAACCAGGGGAUAUAUAUGAGCAUGCAGUUGUUUUAAGUGUGAAGAUUGAGGACCAGGAUGCCUUUGAAAGGGAUUUUUUCCAGUUGAAACCUUACUAUACAGAUGCACAUAGCCGCAUUCCACAAUCUCCUCAGGAGUAUCCUAUCUUAGGUCUCAACCUUUUGAGACUCCUUGUGCAGAAUAGAAUUGCUGAAUUCCACACUGAAUUGGAAUUGCUUUCAGCCAGUGCUGUGGCGAAUAAUUGUAUCAAGCAUGCUGUAGAGCUGGAGCAAUCGUUUAUGGAGGGGGCUUACAACCGUGUCUUGAGUGCAAGACAGACUGUACCCCAUGAAACUUAUGUUUAUUUCAUGUAUCUGUUGGCAAAGACAGUCAGAGAUGAAAUAGCUGGAUGCUGUGAAAUGGCCUACGAUUCACUUUCAAUUAAUGAUGUAAGGAAAAUAUUGUUGUUCUCUUCAGACAAAGAACUUUUUGAGUAUGUCAAAGAGGAACAUCCUGAGUGGGAUAUAAAGAACGGGUUUGUGAUUUUAAAAAAGGCAAAAGAAUCUGCAGCUUGCAAGGAGAUACCGUCUCUGCAACUCAUCAAUCAGACACUCAGUUAUGCAAGGGAGUUGGAGUGGAUAGUGUGAAAGAUAUGCUGCCCGAUGUUGUCAAUGCUACCACCAUUCUAUGGUCUAACUUCCUGAUGCUAAACUUAUGUUUUGCUGAAUUUUUCCCUGAUGCUAGGAUCACUUUUUGUAGUUAAAUUUGUUGACGGUCUGCAGUGCGCAUUCACAGCAUUUUGUUUUGGCUUCCCCUCAAUUGAAUACUUGAUUUCUUUUUCUUUCUUAUCAUUUACGGAACACAAUUUAUUUUAAUUGCAAUCUUUGUGUCAGGAGAACGAGAAAAUUAAACUGAAUGGCUGAUUGUAUUAAGAAUCCUCUCUCUCUCUCUCUCUCUAUAUGUAUAUAUAUAGCACAUUGUCAAA